Molecule: messenger RNA, 3996 nt
Organism: Myxozyma melibiosi
Lineage: Eukaryota; Fungi; Ascomycota; Lipomycetes; Lipomycetales; Lipomycetaceae
Exons: 4
Coding region: 1-3996 (1331 amino acids)
Biological process (GO): osmosensory signaling pathway via Sho1 osmosensor; establishment of cell polarity; fungal-type cell wall organization
Cellular component (GO): cell surface; extracellular region; site of polarized growth
Molecular function (GO): osmosensor activity
Source: RefSeq, a predicted model, not a curated record
AUGCCCGCCCGCUACAGGCACCGGCACUGCCAGCGGCUUCCUCCCCCCCUCCUCCUCCUCCUCCUCCUCCUCCUCCUCGCAAACCAUGCCGCAGCCUUCAACAUCCCCCUCCCCCGUUUCCUACAACGCUCCCCCGACUCCCCCUACGACCCUUCCUACCUCUCCUCCCUCCUCGCCGAAGAACGUCCCUACCACCACUACCCAACCGCCCGUCGGCGACUCGUCGUGCGCGUAGACAACACCACCAUCGCGACCUCCACCUCCUCUGAUCUCGACAGCUUACGCGUCCAACCAACCUCAUCUGACUCGGACUCGUACUUCGAACUCUCCUCCACCGCGACCUCCUCCUACGACUACGACCCUCCUCUCUAUGCGUCACCCACCUCAACCCCCCUCUCUACCACUCCCCUCUCCUCAGACUACUACAUCUCCGCAACCCUAUCAACCACCUCUGAUUCAUCCGUUGCCGCGACCUCAACAAUCCCCGACGCCCUCACCCUCUCAGAUACCGUCGAACCGUCUGAUACUGCCUCAAUUAGCACCUCUGCAGACCUCACCACCGAGCCAGCCGCCACCGAAACCUCCGCGGAUACCACCGAAUCUACAGACUUGGCAUCUACCGCAGCCACGGACACUCCAACCACCUCGUCGAUAGAUCAGGCCACCGUUACAGACUCUGCCAUCACCGACUCUGCUACCGACUCCGCUACCGACUCGGCAACAGACACCGCCACCGACUCGACAGCCUCCUAUACGACGAGCUCCGAUACUGAUCUGCCGCUCACCGUCAGCUCCUCGCCGUCUACUUCGACCACGGACUCGGCUGCUGUCACGGACUCGGCUACUCUCACCGACUCGGCUACAGAUGCUACUGCUACUCCCACCGACUCUACAGUGACCGACUCUACACCGACCGACUCUGCCACCGACUCGACAACGGACUCUGCAACGGACUCUGCAACGGACUCUGCAACAGACGGCUUGAUACCGACAGCGACAGACACUGCGGGUGCGUCUGCCACUGACACGUCUUCAGUUACAGACACUACAGCUGCGGCAACCACCACUGACGCAGCUGACUCUGUCACGAGCUCUGAUGCUACUCCGACAGACGCCUCCACGGUCUUCCCCACAGACUCGACAGACUCCUCUCUAGAGUCCGCUACUUCGACAGUCGAUACCGCCACUGACGUCUCAGCUACUGCUACCACCACUGACGACUCAGCUACUGUUACCUCGACUCCCCUUGAUAGCACAGCUGUUGCGACCUCGACCUCGUCAUCCGAUAUCGAGUCGCAAACGUCUACCGAAGCUGCGGGCUCCGUCACAGACACGGCUAUCACCUCGUCCGUGUCAGAUACUGCUGCUGUCACCGCGACCUCCUCCGAUGAUUUGACAGCUCCUACUUCCUCUGCAGAGGUCAGUGACUCUUCGGUCACGGAGACAGCCAAAAGCUCUUCAGAGGAAUCCACUUCCGCUGUUACCUCAUCGGGCGCGUCAGAGACAACCUCAUUGGUGGCCACCAGCUUGACAUCUGCUGUUUCCUCUACAUCUGAGUCCUCCAGCGAAUCUGGCUCGACCAUUACCUCCAUCGCAGACACGUCGAUCCUCGCGUCCUCCACGACGGCCUCUUCGCUCUCUGCUGUGGAGUCUGCAAGCUCGACCUCGACUGAGACCUCAACCCCUACUGGGACCUCAACCACAGCUACUGGAGAAUCUUCCGAGUCUGAAAGUGUGGCUGCUACGGCUUCAGAGUCGCAAGUUUCCCCAUUGACGUCGAGUGGAACUACUUCGGCUGCCACUUCCUCUGCGACCGAGAGUCUCUCCUCCACCAAGUCUUCCGAGGUAUCUGGUGCUUCGUCGUCGUUGACCACUACUGUUUUUGUUUAUCCUUCAUCAACAGUUACUGCCACGCCGUCGACAUCUGCCGUCGAGACCUCAGAGUCUGCUGUGACUUCUGGCGUAUCGGAAACAUCGAUCGCAGAGUCUUCGACCGUCACUGAGAGCUCUUACGCUUCGACUAUUACCAGCGGCUCUAUGGAGUCUGUGGUCUACACCGAGUCUGCUUCGGAUGUGUCUAGCUCACUCGCUGUCUCGUCGACUGCUGUGUCUGCGAGUGAGUCGGCCGUGAGUGAGAGUGCUUCAUCGGCUAUUGAGACGAGUGCAGUCAGCAGUGAAAUCUACAGCGAGACGUACACCGUAUCGAGCGGCGCUUCUUCGAGCGAAGUCCUCUCUGCGACAUCGGCUGUUACAUCGGCUGUUUCGGGCACUUCUCCGACCAGCUCACCUGUGAGCUCGUCUGCUUUGGAGUCUACGCAGUCUACGCCUGUGUUCAGCGAGGUCGUGACGACCUACACUAGCGAAGGCUCUACUUUCACGAGUGCUUCUAUCGUUCCGAUUGUUACGAGCUCCGGAAAUGCGGCCAGUUCGUCGCAGCUUCCUUCUUCAUCGACUGGUCUUCUGUCUUCGACAGAGGUCGUGUCUUCCACUGCAGUGGUCUCGGGAUCUGCUGUUACCACUGCUGUUACCACGACUGCUUCGGCUUCCUCGGCUUAUGAGUCUUCUGGUAUUCUUGUCUCGACCUCAGUCGCUGAAUCAUCCUCCUUGUCCGGAGCUGAAUCAUCUGUCCUGACGUCGGCUGCUUCUGCUUCAGUCUCUGCCACAGAGUCUGCUGGUUCAAGCACGAUCAUAGUGUCUACUACUGCUGCUUCUGGUGACUCUGCGAGCGCAACUGCGACGUCUGAGUUCACUACUAGUGGAUCUGCUUCGAGUGCUCUUUCAACGGAAGCGUCAAGUGCUUCGCCUGCUUCUAGCGUUGCAUCGACCGAGGCUACCUCUACGGUUCCCGGCUCAAGUGCUGCUGCCUCCACAACCACUCAUGCAUCCGGCGAAAGUGUGACGACAACGCUUGUGACUCUGACGACCACAUCGGCUUCAUCGGGUGAUACGACAAUCACGAGCGUUACGUCGGACUGGCUGCCCAGCUCCUUGAUCAUUCAGCAGACGACUAGUACUGCUUCGUCUACGCAGACCGCGACGGCGACGACAUCUACUGUGCUUCCGAAUUUGAUUGCACCUUCUGGUGGAACGCCUACCACUCCUUCAGACUCGACUUUGGUCCAAAUUGGAUUUGCGUAUGCUCUGAACUACCCGUUCAUUGUGGAGCAUCCGCUUGCUGUUGCUCAGAUCUUUGAGUACUUGCCGCAAGGUGUUGCUUACGGAUUGAACGUGUCUACGGAUGAUGCGCAAAUGCAGGCAAUCAAGCCGUACGAGACGGACGAUAGCUCGUUUAUUGUCUCUCUGGCUCUGAUGUACGUGCCUUCUGACCUUGUCGACACUUUGUUGCUUGGGUUGCACACGCCAUCGUCAAGACUCUACAACAACCCUGACGAGUCUGUGAAGGCGCUUAUGGAUCUUAUUGAUCCGACGAUACCUCUGAUUGCUUCGACAUCGAGCACGUCAGGUUCUGGAUCAUCUGGAGCUUCGACUCCGGAUUCGUCUUCGGAUCCAGAUUCGUCCAGCGACGCUAGCAACGGCGGUAAUGGCAAUGAUCUGAGCUCUGCUGGUAGUAUAUCCGCCGGAUCGCUUGACUCGAACACUUACUCUGAGACCUCGACUGCUUCGAAGCGUACGAUCGGUAUUGCCGUCGGCGCAGUCGUUGGAGCAGUCGCUUACGGAGUGUUUGUGUUCUUUGUUGCACGUCGGUUCCGAAGGAAGCGUGUGAUGGCGGCCAGGGCUGCUAUGCAACCCAUGCUCCAGAUCUCUGCGCCAAUGCCUCUCGGCACCGUUCCUUCGCCCCGACCUGAGGGAAGUGGUGUGGGAUACGGAGCGGCAGGGAUGAGUGCAGCUCCGAACCGGUCACCCACUACAUCGACCAACAAUCAAUCAGGACAAAGUCGAUUGAGUGGCUCGCGCGGAUCGAGUAGCGGCGGACACGUUAGUGGACGCGGCAUCUCAGUUCCGGUGAUGAGCGAGAAUUCUUUGGGAUGGUCUUAA